AAAAAAUACAAAGAGAUGGCAAAGCGUUUGAAAAAAGGCGGUCACAUGGAUGUGAUCGAACGAAUUUACAAUGAUCUUCCUGCAUUUACUGACAUCUUUACAGAAGAAUCAUUUUACAUAUUUGCCGUAUGUUUCGCACUCACAACCAUUCUUGUCGCAUUCAUAUCAUCUAGAUUCAUAACAAUAAGACCAAUCGAGUAAAUUGAAUGCACCUUGCGAAUGUCAUUCGGCCGUUAUUCGUUCAUCACAGAUUUAUGUCGUCUUUUUUUUCUCUCAUAAAAUCAUUUUUCGAUGCGUGCAUUUUCCCUGUGUUUCUAAACGUAUGAGUAGAACAUUACUACAUAUGAAUGUACACAUAAAAAUAAAUAAUUGUAUACACGAAGAAAAA
Messenger RNA from Contarinia nasturtii (swede midge), 388 nucleotides. RefSeq lists its product as uncharacterized. The transcript has a single exon. The record is from RefSeq and is a predicted model, not a curated record. Lineage: Eukaryota; Metazoa; Arthropoda; Insecta; Diptera; Cecidomyiidae. The coding region runs from base 16 to 201 and encodes 61 amino acids.